ACAGCUGAGCGGUGGCGCGGCCAGCUGUGGGUGGAGUCACUCCGGGGCCUGGACGGGAACCUGGCGGGGUCAGCUCCCAUCAAGAAGCCUGGCUGAUGGCUGUGUGGGGCCUGGGGAGUCGUCUUGGCCUGCGCGGAUGCUUCGGCGCCGCCAGGCUCCUGUAUCCCCGUUUCCAGAGCUGCAGCCCUCAGGGCGUGGAAGACGGGGACAGGCCACAGCCUUCCUCGAAGACACCCAGGAUCCCCAAGAUUUACACCAAAACGGGAGACAAAGGGUUUUCUAGCACCUUCACAGGAGAAAGGAGACCCAAAGACGACCAAGUGUUUGAAGCCGUGGGAACUACAGAUGAAUUAAGUUCAGCUAUUGGGUUUGCUGUGGAAUUAGUCACAGAAAAGGGCCACAUAUUUGCUGAAGAGCUUCAGAAAAUCCAGUGCACAUUGCAGGACGUCGGCUCGGCUCUGGCGACACCGCGCUCCUCGGCCCGGGAGGCUCACUUAAAGUACACCACGUUCGAGUCGGGGCCCAUCCUGGAGCUGGAGCAGUGGAUCGACAAGUAUACCUGCCAGCUCGCACCACUCACGGCCUUCAUCCUGCCUUCGGGAGGCAAGAUCAGCUCAGCACUGCAUUUCUGCCGGGCCGUGUGCCGCCGGGCUGAGAGACGCGUGGUGCCUCUUGUCCAGAUGGGAGAGACCGAUGCGAACGUGGCCAAGUUCUUAAACAGACUCAGUGACUAUCUCUUCACACUAGCCAGAUAUGCAGCCAUGAAGGAGGGGAAUCAAGAGAAAAUAUACAAGAAAAAUGACCCAUCAGCCAAGUCUGAGGCACGCUGAAAUCACAGAAAGUGGGAGCUUGGAGGAUCCCCCCGUGGCAAUGGUCAUGGAGAGAGGAGCUUGCCCUUCUGGGGUCCUGGUUCCUGAAGAGCUCACCCAGAGAGACUGAAAGCAGCCUUUCGUCCCAGCUCUGCUUUGCUCCACACCUCCUGCCACCUUCCUCAAGGGACUGUGGCCCUUUGGGGAUUCUGUCCCUGACCCUGCUUCCCCAAGCUCUCCUGGGUCUUGGAGGGAUGUGGGAAUGAAUUGGCAUUGCAGGAAAGACAGGUAAAGUGAUUGCUGCAAUGAGAAGGAGCUGUGCGGAAAAAGAAUAAAAGUGAGAAAGGCUGGAGCUGUGUGUGUGUGUGUGUGUGUGUGUGUGUGUGUGUGUGUGUGUGUGUGCGGAAAAAGAAUAAAAGUGAGAAAGGCUGGAGCCGUGUGUGUGUGUGUGUGUGUGUGUGUGUGUCCUCCCACUGCCAGCUCAGAUUGUUCAGAGAUUUGGAGUGUGUGUGUGUGUGUGUGUGUGUGUGUGUGUGUGUGUGUCCUCCCACUGCCAGCUCAGAUUGUUCAGAGAUUUGGAGAGUGUGUGUGUGUGUGUGUGUGUGUGUGUGUGUGUCCUCCCACUGCCAGCUCAGAUUGUUCAGAGAUUUGGAAUGGGACCAGAGGCCCUUGAAAAUGUAAUUGUGAUUUACCUGUGCCAGAGGGGCUUUAAAUGUCACAUUUGUAACGGGGAAGGCAGACAGGAUUUGGAAGUUUAGUUACCUCUGAGCCACCCAUCACCGCCAAAGUGUGGGGGAAGGAUAGCUGCAGAUUGACAGGCGAGGCUCAGAAACUCCUGGCUUAGAUUGAAGUGUGUGUGGUGGGGGUGCAGCUUAGAGGACCCCCUCUGAAAGGGGUGGAGACCCUGCUGAGAACAACACUACCGCUUGAAGGUGAACAUUCCCUGUCCAGUUGGACUGAGUCGAGGGUCUGCGGUGCAGCAUCUUCAGCUUAAGAAAAUGAGGUUGUCAGUUUCCAGUGACGCUGACAUCCACCAGACUGAUUUCUCUGAUGUUGCACUUGGCUGGCUUAUGCCUCUGAGAUCCAUGCACGGCUGUAUUUAUUUCAGCUGUCACCGCUCCUCCCUCCUGCUAUGAAACGACACUUGCCAGUGCCAGCAGUGUCCUUGGGAAAGGCGAUAUUUAUGAAGGGCAGAAGAGGCAGCCCCAAGAACCUGAAGACUGCAGGCUGCUAAUUGCAGGAAAUGACUUUGGAAGGACAGACUCUUGUUGAGUUUCAGGGCUGAAAUGCCUGGCGAACUCCUUUCAGCCAUCACGUAUUGACUGAGUGGCUGCUUAGCAUGGGCCACGGAGCGAGGCUCGGGUCAGCUGGUCACUCAGGCCAUCUUUCAUGCUGGCAAGUCAGCAAACAUUACAUUCUCAGUCAUGUGCA
Macaca mulatta (Rhesus monkey) is the source of this 2240-nucleotide messenger RNA. It is a transcript of the gene MMAB, whose product is annotated as metabolism of cobalamin associated B. NCBI's taxonomy places the organism in Eukaryota, Metazoa, Chordata, Mammalia, Primates, Cercopithecidae. Gene Ontology annotation, molecular function: corrinoid adenosyltransferase activity. The record is from RefSeq and is a predicted model, not a curated record.